This is a messenger RNA of Cyclopterus lumpus (lumpfish), 903 nucleotides long. It is a transcript of the gene jam2b, whose product is annotated as junctional adhesion molecule 2b. Lineage: Eukaryota; Metazoa; Chordata; Actinopteri; Perciformes; Cyclopteridae. The transcript is spliced from 9 exons. The record is from RefSeq and is a predicted model, not a curated record. Gene Ontology annotation, biological process: leukocyte tethering or rolling. Gene Ontology annotation, cellular component: tight junction; cell surface; protein complex involved in cell adhesion. Bases 1 to 903 code for a protein of 300 amino acids.
AUGAACCCGAUGAGGAUGUUGGCGCUGCCUCUGCUCGUCACUUUACUGCACAGUCCUGUCUCCAUGUCGGUGACAGUGAGCAGCAGUCAACCCAAAGUGGAGGUCCACGAGCACACAGAUGCGAUGCUCGCCUGUGAGUUCAGGACAGAGAAAGAUCAGAACCCCCGAAUCGAGUGGAAGAAGAAAGGAAAAGGGGUGACAUUCGUGUUCUUUAAUCACACAUUCACCGAUUCUUAUGCUGGACGAGCGAAUAUGGAAGGAGCGACGCUGACGAUGCACGCCGUCACUCAGAAAGACUCGGGGGAAUACCGCUGUGAGGUGACGGCCAGCGAGGACCACGUCAACCUCGGGGAAGCCACCGUGACCCUCAACGUGCUUGUGCCUCCUCACGUCCCGUCCUGCGAGGUGCCGAGCUCCGUGUUUGUGGGCUCGGGCCUGGAGCUCCUCUGUAAGGACAAACUCAGUGUGCCUCCUGCCACCUACCGCUGGUACAAAGACAACAAGGCUCUGGCGGCCGUGGCAGAUACUCAAUACAGCGUGGACGCAAACAAGGGCACACUGAGGUUUAAGAGCGUGUCCAAGACGGACACGGGGAUGUACCGCUGUGAGUCCUCCAACAGCGUGGGGGCGCCCAAGAGCUGCGUGGGCCAACAACUGAAAGUUAUUGAAUAUCCUUUGAAUAUGACCAUUUUGAUAGCAGGUGCUGCGGGUUUUCUGACGCUCGUCCUUUUCUGCUGCAUCUGUGUGUGUGUCUGCCGACGCCGAGGCUGCUGCAGGCAAGACAAGAAAACCAAAAGCAGCAAGUCCUACAACCCUCCUCCUCCUCCUCCUCCCAUCCGCAACGUGAGUGAUCGGAGGGAUCAGUAUCGUGCCGGGGCUUGUUUUGCCAUUCAAUUCCGUUAA